AUGGAUAAUCAAACAUCAAUAGCUACGUUUCUUCUCUGGGAAUUCUCAAAGACUCGGGAAAUGCAAAUUAUACAUUUUCUUCUAUUCCUGGCAUUGUAUGUAGUGACAGUAACAGGAAAUUUCUUUAUUGUCUUUGCAAUUGUUUUUGACCCCCAUCUUCACACUCCCAUGUAUUUCUUUCUUAUGAACUUAGCCAUACAAGACAUUGGACAAAUUUCAACCAUUAUCCCCAAAUCCGUGAUCAAUUCUCUCUUGACUAUCCGAACCAUUUCUUAUUCCGGAUGUGUUGCUCAAGUGUUCUUCUUUAUUUGCUUUGUAGGAUCUGAUAUUGCUCUUCUUACCAUCAUGGCCUAUGAUCGGUAUGUAGCCAUUUGCAAUCCUUUGCAAUAUGAAAUGCUAAUGAAUAAGAGAGCUUGCACCAAAAUGAUUGGUGGUUCAUGGAUCGCUGGCAUUCUCAAUGCUGCGAUACACACUACUGGAACUUUUAUACUUCCAUUCUGUUCUAAUGUUGUCAAUCAGUUCUUUUGUGAAAUACCACAGUUACUUAAGAUUACAUGUUCUGACAUAUAUCUUAAUGAAGUUGGGGUUAUAUUAUUUAUUGCUUUAAUUGUGUGUGGCUGCUUUGUAUUUAUCAUUGUUACAUAUGUCAAAAUCUUUUCCGCUGUUUUGAGAAUCCCUUCUGUCCAUGGAAGGAAAAAGGCUUUAUCUACAUGUCUACCACACCUUGUUGUCUUCUCUGUACUUUUAUCAACUUCAUAUGUUGUUUUCUUCAAGUCUCCAUCUAGCAAAGCAUCACUUUUAGAUUUGACACUUAGUAUGAUAUAUUCUAUCAUCCCACCACUGAUGAAUCCAUUAAUAUACAGCAUGAGAAACAAGGAUUUUAAAGUUGCUCUUUCAAAACUUUUAAUGUAA
Messenger RNA from Python bivittatus (Burmese python), 912 nucleotides. Its product is annotated as olfactory receptor 14C36-like. Gene Ontology annotation, cellular component: membrane. Lineage: Eukaryota; Metazoa; Chordata; Lepidosauria; Squamata; Pythonidae. Gene Ontology annotation, molecular function: G protein-coupled receptor activity; olfactory receptor activity. The record is from RefSeq and is a predicted model, not a curated record. Gene Ontology annotation, biological process: G protein-coupled receptor signaling pathway.